Molecule: messenger RNA, 2019 nt
Organism: Giardia duodenalis
Lineage: Eukaryota; Fornicata; Diplomonadida; Hexamitidae
Product: Intraflagellar transport protein IFT81
Exons: 1
Coding region: 1-2019 (672 amino acids)
Biological process (GO): cilium assembly; intraciliary transport
Cellular component (GO): intraciliary transport particle B; centrosome; cilium
Molecular function (GO): tubulin binding
Source: RefSeq, a predicted model, not a curated record
AUGCAGCCUCCGACAAGCACAGAUCAGCUCCAGACCAUUACAGACGGCCUCAAUCUUCCUCCCUUCGAGCGCAGGAUGACGCUUAUCACUCUUUCAGAAAUCUUGCAUGACCCCGUUAGAGCAAUGCAGCUUCUUGCAGACGUGGCAUACCAGGUCCGUCCGCACUCUCUGGCCGAGGACAGCAAAGCUGUGCCUCCCCCUGUGAAGGUCAACGCGGCCAAUUUGGAGCAGGUCGCCGCUGGUAUAACCGACUUCACUGUCUGUCUUUUAAAUCUCAAUGAAUCUCGAAGCAUGGCUGACAAGCAAGCCUUUGUCCAGGAGCUUGUUCUUUCAGACUCAGCCAAUAUGCGCGUUCUCCUCUCCGCCAUCCUUAAGGACCUGGCUGCUUCCAGGGAAACGAUUUAUGUCUCCAAGUUCAAACUGCCCCCGGUGAUUCCUGCAGACUACAUGGUCGACCCCCAGAUCCAGACGCUUCUGUCCCAGCUACGCGAAGCUCAAAGUAGGUUUACAGAGGCACUCAAUCAAAACAGAGACGUCCAGAAAGAUCAGAUUCUGCAGAAGAUGGAGCGCCUUGCCACUGACAAGACCACAUUUCUGACAAGGAGGGAUAAGCUGUUCGACCGGGUGAAGCAAGCCAAGGCACUGUCAGUACCGAAAGAGGCCGUUCGCUUGGCCAGUCGUCGCCGGGUUGCGCUCUCAGAGAUUGAAGAACUAAAGACCCAGAUUAAUAGCCAAAACGAGAUACGGCGUGCUGCACUGAAUGCGGCGAAGGCCGUGGUCAACUCCGCUCGGGGGACUCCUGCCAACAUCUUGGAGGCAUCGGAGGCAGAGAACAAGCGGCUGAAACAAGAGAUUAUCAACCUCACGGCAGAAAUCACAGAGAAAGAGUCACUUGCACACCUGAUUCAGUCUGAACCAGGACAGGAGGCUAUUGAGCUCAUGGAGAACGAGUUAGAGACCCUGCGGACGGACCUAGUCAAGUACAGGGAAAUGGUUUCCACGGUUGGUUCUCCGGAUGAGGAAGAUAAUGAGCAGGAGAAAAUGAGCUUCUUGAAUCAGCAGAUAACGAAAAUUAAAACUCAGCGUGCACAGCUUGAAAAUAGACUCACAAAUGCAAGGCGGGAAAGUGCAGAGGUAGAUGCAGAGGUAGCGAAGAGGUGCUCGAGCACAGACAUGGCGAGCUUGAUGAAGGACAUAGAUGACAUGGACAGCAUACCCAUGUUACUGUUCAAGAACCUCCUUUCAAAGGGCAGAGCUCUCAAACCACUGCACAAGAAGGCAAUGGACGAACAGCAGCUGCUGCGCAAGGAGAACGCUAUAGUUUCCCGCACAAAGGACAUCCUUGCCGCAAUCCCGAAUCUUUCUGCAGAGGCUCCAGAUGAACUCACUGAUGCCGGGGGACUUAGGCCCAUUGGGGGAGGAAAGCAGCGGGUGCUGGGGAGCAUCGGGGGCGUUGGCUUAAACGCGAAGAAUCUUAUGGAAGCAAAGGCGGUUCUGGCUGAGCUGGACGCCACAUUGCAGCAGAAGAAGCGCGAUCUUGCCCCUCGCGUCUCUGAGCUUGCUGCAUUGAAGCGCCAGUGUGCCCAACUGGAAGCAGACACAGAGAGCGAGAAUCAGCGAGCCAGGACCCUUGAAGUGUCACGGGAGGGGUCAGUCUACAAGCUACGUCUAAGCGUUCGAGCGCUUGAGCUGGAGAUAGACAAUCUGAAGACACAGGCGAUCGUUACAGACAAGAAGGCGGAGCUGUUACGCCUGGAACUGGAGCAGGCUGACAACGUACGAGAAUUCGACAGGUUGAAGCGAGAGAUCACUAGUGAGAACAACGCGUGUAAGACCCAGAUGAUGGAGAUUCGUGCGAAGCAAGAGGAACUAAAAUGCAACCUCCCCAACCGGAUGGCGCAGAACAAACUGUUCAAGAGUCUGGUCAGCAUCCUCGAGUUCAGGAAGCAAGCAGCGCUGGAGCGUCAGGAGGAUCAUGCAGCCGAGAUGCGUAUGGACAAAAUUAGAAUAACCAACUAG